Molecule: messenger RNA, 2157 nt
Organism: Spodoptera litura
Lineage: Eukaryota; Metazoa; Arthropoda; Insecta; Lepidoptera; Noctuidae
Product: phosphoribosyl pyrophosphate synthase-associated protein 2
Biological process (GO): 5-phosphoribose 1-diphosphate biosynthetic process; purine nucleotide biosynthetic process
Cellular component (GO): cytoplasm; ribose phosphate diphosphokinase complex
Molecular function (GO): magnesium ion binding; ATP binding; ribose phosphate diphosphokinase activity
Source: RefSeq, a predicted model, not a curated record
AAUCUGUGGAUAUUUUUUUCGGUGUCGGUCUCGGUCAGUGAUGAUCUCGUUUCGUAUUCCGUAAUUUUACUAUAAUCAACUCGUAAAACAUUUUAAUGUACCUAUUUCUAACGCAUGUUUUCAGCCGUGUGAUUUCUUAAAUUAUUGUUAUUUUUAUUCGAAGUUAUAACUUUUAUUCUGCGGUGUUACAUACAAAAUUGCCUUCAGGUUAUUAUGUUACUCAACAAAACCAGGCUGGUGGGUUUCACUAAUAAAUCUCGCAAGAGCAAUAUGGAGGGUAACUCCACGUCAGACAUAGUGAUCAUAAGCGGCAACUCACACCCUGAACUAGCGGAAUUAAUUGCCAACCGUCUUGGUGUGAGGAAGGGAGGAUGCUCAGUAUACCACAAAACAAACAGGGAAACUAUUGUUGAGAUUGCUGAUUCCAUUCGUGGAAAAAAUAUUUACAUAGUCCAGACUGGCACUAAAGAUGUAAACAACAACAUAAUGGAGUUACUGAUAAUGGCGUAUGCUUGUAAGACUUCCUCGGCAAGGUCUAUUGUUGGAGUGAUUCCGUAUCUGCCUUACAGCAAACAAUGUAAGAUGAGGAAGCGUGGAUGCAUUGUGACCAAACUUCUAGCCAAAAUGAUGUGCAAGUCAGGUUUGACACACAUCAUCACAAUGGACCUCCACCAAAAGGAAAUUCAAGGUUUUUAUGAGUGUCCUGUUGAUAAUUUGAGGGCAUCUCCUUUCUUAUUGCAGUACAUUCAAGAAAGUAUUCCAGAUUAUCGCAAUUCGGUGAUAGUGGCUCGUAAUCCAGGGUCUGCUAAAAAGGCAACUUCAUAUGCUGAGCGUUUACGAUUAGCUAUUGCUGUGAUACACGGCGAACAGAAGGAAGCUGAAAGUGAUGAAGUUGAUGGGCGCUACUCACCUCCUUGCUUACCUAACCGAUCUCGUACUAUGGAUGUGUCUGUGGGAGUUCCUGUACAUCCAGCUAAAGAGAAGCCGCCUAUCAAUGUCGUUGGCGAUGUAGGAGGCAGAAUAGCUAUCAUGGUGGACGACAUGAUUGAUGAUGUUCAAUCAUUCGUCGCCGCUGCAGAGGUGCUAAAGGAAUGUGGGGCGUAUAAAAUUUAUGUACUGGCAACUCAUGGACUGCUCUCGUCUGAUGCGCCUCGACUUAUCGAAGACUCGCCCAUUGAUGAAGUUGUGGUCACUAACACGGUGCCCCACGAGUUACAAAAGAUGCAGUGUAACAAGAUUAAAACUAUCGACAUAUCAGUGCUGCUCAGCGAGGCGAUCAGACGUAUCCACAACAAGGAGUCCAUGUCUUACCUGUUCAAAAAUGUAACCCUCGAAGAUUAGUCAUACCUGAUGUAGCUUUCCAUGUUUUAAUGUUAAGUAUUAAUUAAGUAUUAUAUUCCUAAUUGAGUUUUAUAGUCACUGAUUUCAUUGUAUUAUUGUUUUAUCAAUUUUAUAACAUUGCCAUAAAAGUAUUCCAUAAAGUAUUAUAACAGUUGACUGGUUUACUGGUUGAGUCUUCUGAGUAAAGGAUCUCCAAAUCGAUUACAUGUUAUUGGGCAAAACGCAAUAACACAGCCCGAUUUUAAAAAUUCCUAAUACUGCAAACUGCUGUAUUGUGCUUAGUGUUCGGCAUUAAGCUCGCCAUCUAUUAAAAUGUUUUAACAGAACAGAUUUAAUAUGUCCACUUCUGCUUAACUCUUCCAGAAAGGCGUAUUGUAUUAUUAUGUUAUCUUACUAGUGGUUAUAAAACUCUGAAUGGAAUGAUUAUAUAAUUCCUUGUUUUGUGUAUUCUAUUUGUUUAAGUUGCUUAUUAUAAUUUUUGGUUUCAAUCAACAUUUGAUGUUUAUUUGAAAUCUGUUUACACGAUUACUAUCGAUACCUAAUGUGACCACCUUCAUUCAGUCAGACUCACUAUUUGAUUUUUAUUUAAUUAGUUACGGUGCAUUUCGUUUUGUUUGUAUUUAAUGCAUUUGUUUGCUCAGUUUGUGAACUAGUAGAACUAGUAUUGUUCCAUACCAAAAAUAAAAGGACACAAGGGAACAUUGUAAAAAAAAGAAAUUAUAAAAUGUAUCAUAGUUAUAAGAAGGCUUUUGUUGUAUUAUGUGGAGGUAAUUUAGGUGUGUUAAGAAUUAAAUGUAUAUCAAUUAAUUACUAAAA